This is a messenger RNA of Tyto alba (common barn owl), 1334 nucleotides long. RefSeq names its product interferon induced protein 35 (gene IFI35). The transcript has 9 exons. Lineage: Eukaryota; Metazoa; Chordata; Aves; Strigiformes; Tytonidae. The record is from RefSeq and is a predicted model, not a curated record. Bases 113 to 1141 code for a protein of 342 amino acids. Gene Ontology annotation, cellular component: nucleus.
UCGGCCCGGCUCCCCCCCGGCGGCCCCGGAGCUCGGCCCGGCUCCCCCCCCGCGGCCCCGGUGCUCGGCCCCCCGCCUGACCUGCCGCCGUUCUGCCGCCAGCGCCGCGACGAUGGAUUCGGAGGACUCUUUCAUCCGGCUGCCCCACUCCGGGGGCCCGGAGGACGGCUGCCCGGAGGGGACCCCCGAGCAAGUCCGGCAGGAGAUCGAGCGUUGCAAGGAACUUUGUAGCGCUCUGGAGCAAGACCAUGUGAAGCUACAAAUGGCCAAGGAAGCUGUAGAGCAAAGGACACAAGAGUUGAGGAAAGAGAGAGAACUUCUUCAUAAAAAUCUUGAGCAACAAAUGUAUUUAAACAGAGAUGAAGAGAGAUCCUGCCAGGUGGGCAUUUUUUCAGCAAAGGAGGAGAAGAACAGACUGGAGCAGGAGAAACAGGUGCUGAAAGAGAAACUGGAACAAGUGAGGAAGAGCAUCCCCUGGGAGGAUCCACUGAUGAUGCUGCCUGCCUUGCCGGAGAAGAAAAUGGUGUUUAAGGGACUCGUGACAAACAAGGAGACCAUGAACAAACUGAUGCUCACCCCUCUGAUCCGCUACCCUCUGCUGGGGGGCUCAGCUCUCAUCACCUUUGAGAAGGCAGAGGUGGCCCAGCAGAUCCUAGAGGUGAAGGAGCACACGGUGGAGCUGAGCUAUGGGGAGGAGCUGGAGGAGCUCGACCGGUGCAGAGCGCGAGUGCAGGCAGCGCCGGUGGAGAUACUGCUGCCGUCUGCCUUGGAGAUUAGGCUGACCCAGAGCAGCAGGAGCAUCCUUGUGUCUGACCUGCCCAGCCUGGGCAUCCCUGAGGAGGCACUGCUGGACAAGCUGGAGCUCUUCUUCAGCAAGACGAAGAACGGGGGUGGCGAGGUGGAGAGCAGGGAGUUCCUGGAUGACACUGGCCAGGUGGUGCUGACCUUCGUGCAGGACGGAGUGGCAGAGCCGCUAAUUGCGAGAGGGCAUAUCCAGGUGCACAUCGGGAAGGGAAACUACAAGCUCAAGAUAUCCCCGUGCAUGACUGGGGACCUCACGAGCCUGCAGCUCUGCCCAGUUCCAGCCCGCCCGCUGCCCCAGGACCGUCCUGCUCUCGGGGAUCCCGGACGUGCUGGGUGAGGAGCCCAUGAGGGACGCCCUGGAGAUCCACUUCCAGAAGGCCAGCCGCGGCGGGGGAGAGGUGGACAGCCUCGCCUACGUCCCGGGGGGACGCCGAGGGGUGGCCGUUUUCACGGAGGACACGGGCUAGCCCUGGCGCAGCGGAGCUCGGCGGGGCCGCCGGUCACAGCGGGAAUUAAAGCGUCUGCAGGGA